AUGUCAAGCGCAUCUCGAGCGCUCAGCACCGCAGCUAGGACACCAGCUGGCCGAGCUCUUGGUCUGACAGUUGUCUUGUGGCUCAUCACAUUCUUCUACUGCAAGCACAAGUUCUGGAGGGACCCCCAUUCAGCAUUCUUCGACAGCUCGACUGUUUACGAUCAGGGCUACAGCAACGUGCGGAGUCAGGAAGGGCUAAACUUCUUGUCACAAGCAAAGCCAAUGAUAGACAUACCAUCGCCCGAUCCCGUCAUCUGUGCUGGCAUCGUCACAGUGAGACGGAAUCCCAUCCAAUAUCUCAACAAGACUAUCGGAUCUAUGCUAGCGGGUCUGACAGACGAAGAACGAAGCGCGAUACACAUCAGGCUUCUCUUUGCCGAAACCGAACCGCAAAUGCAUCCUGAUUACCAUCAGCGAUGGCUUGGCCAUCUUGAGAGUGCUGAGACCUACAAUGUGACCAGUGAGAGUCUCGCACAUCUCAGGGAACUAGAAGAAGCAAGGGACUUCUACGAGAAAGGUGUAUUGUGCGUGAACAUGCGAUGA
This is a messenger RNA of Aureobasidium musti, 543 nucleotides long. NCBI's taxonomy places the organism in Eukaryota, Fungi, Ascomycota, Dothideomycetes, Dothideales, Saccotheciaceae. The record is from the annotation of a GenBank genome assembly.